UUAGGCUUUACAAACAUACAGAGGAUACAGGGCAGAGAGUACACACUUCAGGUUUGGAACAGAAUGACUGUCUCUGGGAGUAGCAGUCCAGUCGAUGGCAGUAACGCGACGUCUUUUACGGUGGAUGUUUUGUUUCCUCCUGAUGUGCCAACAUUACACAUGAGCGGUAAAGAGGUCACGGGUACGGUCAAGAUCAUCGAAGGUAACAGCAAGACGUUCAACUGCAGCACAGAGAGUAACCCGGUCAGUAGCUACAGCUGGAUAUACCCACGAGGCUCAAGUUCUAAUAGAAUCUUGCAAGUGAACAACUUCCGGUCAGAGUCCUACGACGGCGAUUACACGUGUCAAGUUCAGAACCGAAUUGAGCCAUCGUUUGGUAAUUCAAAGGAGAAUGUAUCCAUGGCAACAAUAUCAGUCGAUGUUUUAUAUCCACCUCGUCUACCAUCAUUCAAAUACGGAAUUACCUCUGGCUCUGUCAUCAACUACAACCAUAUCACCAUUGUUCGUGGAGACGGAGCCUCAGUGACAUGUGAAGCCGACGCCAACCCGGCUCCCCAUACUUACACCUGGUCUGGAUCUCAGACAAACAGCCAGCUGCUGUCCCUUAGCAGCUUCAAUGUUAACACCACGGUCCAGUGCACGGCGUACAACACAAUGCCGGAAACAAACGGGAGUCCUAUUAAUAGAAACAAUAGUUCCACCUUGCAAAUAAAUGUUUGGCGACCUCCACAUGGUGUUGCAUUACGAUACCAUUAUGGUAUCACUGGAUCCUUGAGUAUAACGAAAGAACUGAAGGUACUAGCCAACGAGGCCUUCUGGUUGUCGUGCACGGCAGAUAGUUCUCCUCCGUCUACGUACACAUGGUCAGGCUACCCUUCUUCACGGGAGGGAAUCUUAAAUAUAACAGGAGGUCUAACAACAAGCCAGUCCGUGUCAUGCCUUGCCGAAAACUACAUGCAGACGACGUACAAAGGCACGUUGCGCGGGAACACGUCAUCUGUACUUCACCUUGAUGUUUUGUAUGGUCCGAAAGCGGGGACAUUGCAUAACGUUAGUAAAGUCCGCGGAGAAAUCUUUGUCUACCAGUGUUUGUACACCCUGGGAAACCCUCCAACUGUUGACUUUGAGUGGACGAGGUCCGGAACAGAUGUCUCCUGGAUCAAACAGAAUACACAUAACUUGACCAUUCCAAGCGUGCAGCGCAGUGACGAGGCCAUUUACACGUGCAAUGUGUCCAGCCUUCUUCGACCAACUUUGACCUUAGCGACGACUACACAGUAUGAUACUGCAACAUUUCAUCUAGAUAUUCUUUAUGGGGCGGAAAAUUUGUUGUUGCAACUCAACAACGUUUCCCAAUCAUCUGUAGAAUUUGAUGAACAUUCAUCAAACCAUAUGCGAUGUUCGCUAGAAAGUGAUCCCGGCUCGAAUAUGGCCCUUACAAAAGACGGUAAAACAAUCAUUGCAAGAUCUGGUGUACAUCAACUUACACAUGACCUUCAGGCUGAAUGUUCGGACGCUGGAGUGUAUACGUGUUCAGGAUACAACCAGUACGGAGCAGCCGAUAACGCGUCAGUGCAGUUAUUUGUAAAAUGUUCCGCAAGGCGACCCACUGGAGUGGAGGUACAGCUUAAUUUCACCGCACGCAAACAUGAAAAUGCAACAUUAGUCUACAAAACAGUCGCCUACCCUGUGCCCAAGCCCCAAGAGUUUGUUUGGAAGCGCUGUACGAAUCGCAUUUCUUGUGAACUUGUGCCGGAUGAAAUGAACAAAUUUGAAAUUUACACAGAGGGUCUUUCAAGUAAAUUAACGAUUCUGGAUGUUCAGAUUGAAGAUUACAGAUUGUACCAAUUGGAAGUGUCUAAUGGAGUUGGUGAUACACUAGUCGAAUGGUUACACCUCAGACCCAUCGGAAAACCGGAUACGCCAAUGGACUUCCACGUUAUUCAAGAUACAAUACGCGAAACAAGUGCUGUAUUGACCUGGAUUGCCGGAUUUGACAACGGGUCUCCUCAGGAAUUUCAUAUCACUUAUCGAAAGGUUGCUGAUGACACUGGAUAUAUUACACAAAAUGUAAAACAUGACAACAGAGUCGAGAUGAAUUACACAGUUGUAAAUUUAAAACCUGGAACCGAAUACUUUGUCUCACUCAUUUCGGCAAACGAGGAGGGUUCUUCUUCACCGGUGAACGUUACAUUUUUAACUCUAAAACGUAUUAAUGAUCAAACUGAGACUAGUCCAAAUACUGGUCCUGUUUUUGGAGGGGCAGUUGGCGGAACUGUUGGUGCAAUAGUGGCAAUAGUUGUCGUCGUCAUCAUUCUCAGGCGGAACUACGCACUAAAUUGCAACGUAACCUGGACAAAGAGAGGUGGUCCUUCCGAGCAUUCCAUAUCCGGAAAAGACAACCUCGGAUAUAACGCAGCCAAGACGUACGAGGUCGUGUCCAUGACAACGGAUACAUCGGUUUACGAUGAUUUAAAAACUGGUGACAGCGGAGCCGAUAAUUCGCACGUGUAUACACCGUUGGAGGAGACAAGGUCAAAGGCACACGUAUACUACGAAAAUGUAAAGAAAGAUGAUCCCAUUUACAACAAUACUGUGCUGAAGAAUCCGGUGCAAACAGUGCUUUAAGUGUGUUCUUAAAUCUAAAGCAUGAUACUCUCAUGCCAUAAGACAAUGUGACGAGUUUGUAUUUAACAAUGGCAUUUACGUUUCAAAUGAGUGAAUCAAUGAUAACCCAGCUACUUAUCGACGAAGUUAGUAUUGCAUAAAGACAAAAAAAUAAUAAGAUUGUUUGCAUUCAUAUAAAUAAUUAGUGCAUCGAAAUUUCAUGUUGGGAUUAGUAUAAUUUAUAAAUAGUCAAUAGAACACUACUAUAUUUUGACAACCUUUUAAUUUACAUGCUGAACCAAGACUAAUGUGUUUUUUGUGGAUACAACAUUAGUUUCUUUGGUAGAUAUACAGGAAGGUUCAACUUACUUUACAAAGUUUACUGUCAAUGUCACUUGACUGUAUCGUUCAAAGGUCAUAUUUACUAUUCUAUAAAUACUUAUUGUUAAUGCUUAUUUCAAAUAAUUAAUUACAUACUUGUAAUAAUUAUUAACAAAAUGUGUCAUACUUAAUAUAAUUAUAUUAAUUUGCGUUUUUAUAAAUAUCAAAUAAUUUUUAGCUUAUCUGACUAUGAAUAUUAAA
Mya arenaria is the source of this 3189-nucleotide messenger RNA. Its product is annotated as hemicentin-1-like. Gene Ontology annotation, cellular component: cell-cell junction. Lineage: Eukaryota; Metazoa; Mollusca; Bivalvia; Myida; Myidae. Bases 64 to 2628 code for a protein of 854 amino acids. Gene Ontology annotation, molecular function: cell adhesion molecule binding. The transcript has 14 exons. The record is from RefSeq and is a predicted model, not a curated record. Gene Ontology annotation, biological process: cell-cell adhesion.